Knipowitschia caucasica is the source of this 270-nucleotide messenger RNA. The record is from the annotation of a GenBank genome assembly. Lineage: Eukaryota; Metazoa; Chordata; Actinopteri; Gobiiformes; Gobiidae.
AUGGAAACCGGAGCGAGUGGAGGAGAGAGUCUGAAAGAAGCGAGCGGCGGAGGGAGUGAUGCUCCCAGCAUCACUACGGUCCUGACCAUGACCACGCUGAGCACGGUGGCGAGGAACUCUCUGCCGCGCGUGUCGUACGUGACGGCGAUGGACCUGUUUGUGACCGUGUGCUUCCUCUUCGUGUUCGCCGCCAUGAUCGAGUACGCCAUGCUCAACUACUACGCCUACAACCACCGGCCGCCGCCACGCUCGCGCAGGAUGGUAAGCUAG